This is a messenger RNA of Eutrema salsugineum, 481 nucleotides long. RefSeq lists its product as uncharacterized. The record is from RefSeq and is a predicted model, not a curated record. The transcript is spliced from 2 exons. Lineage: Eukaryota; Viridiplantae; Streptophyta; Magnoliopsida; Brassicales; Brassicaceae. The coding region runs from base 14 to 481 and encodes 155 amino acids.
UCCACGUUAACACAUGACAUCUGAGUAUCGACCAAGAGUUAUUGUGAACGGAACAAGAAGAACAAGAACGUUCCAUUACUUCUACUGCCGUCAUUGUAGCCGUACCAUUAGGCUCCGAAACUAUGGUCUAUAUGGUCCUUUAUGUCCUUUCUGUUCAAGAGAGAUCAAUCUUCACGAUGAGCUUGACAUUAUGAGGCUAAACCGACCUUAUUGGGAUACCGAUACCGAUUGGAUCACUCUCCAUCUUAUCAACUCACCUAGAAGCCGGUUCAACCAUGAUCUAGUUAAUACCGAUGAUGAUCAAUUCGUUGAUGUCAUGCCUAACGAACGUGUCGGUCCACCACCGGCCUCUUUAGCUGCCAUCGAGGCUGUAAAGAAUGUGACCAUCGGGGAAGAAGAUUUGGUGAAAGAGAAGGUUUGUGCGAUAUGCAAGGAAGAAUUUGAAGUAGUUACUAUUGGGUACAUAAUCUCAUCGGUAUGA